GUAAAUCAACCAAUGAGAAGAUUAGCUUACUCCACAAGCUUGACACUAUUGCACUCUCUCGCUCUAAACCCUUCUCUUUACUUCUAUAUAAACCCUCCCCCAUCCACAAUUUCUCCCUCUCUCGUUAUUUUUUCUUGAGCUUUUCUUGUAUUUCUUGUACGCGUUUUCCCUCUACGUUCCACCGGGUUGUCUCCCUUCGAGGGCUUGUAUUGCACACCAGAUGUCUUUUGAUUCCAACAAGAAGCAUCAGUGGUUUGUGUGGUGUGCUUUCUGUUUCAUGAGCCGGGGGAGGCUGUGGUGCUCUACAAAGGUGUUGUUUCGGCAUUGGACUUGAAGACGAGGAUUAAGUUAGUGGCUGUGGUUUGGGAUUGGUGUGUAGAGAGGCGUUCACUUUUUAUUUUUCGUUUUUCUUUUUCAAUUUUGAGAACUAUUGGCUGCAGAAGGUUUGUUCUUGGUGGGGAGAGCUGUUCAGUAAAUAGUUGGUGGGAGUUUACUUCAGUAGUUGGAUUAUUAGGUGUUCUGUUGUCCCGGUGAGUAUGCGUCUCCCCCCAGGAUUCCGCUUUCAUCCUACAGAUGUUGAGUUGGUUUUGUACUAUCUCAAGAGGAAGAUUUUGGGUAAGAAGCUUCUCUAUGAGGCUAUUGCAGAAGUCAACAUCUACAAAUACUCUCCAUGGGAUCUUCCAGAUAAAUCCAGCUUGAAAAGUAAGGAUCUGGAGUGGUUCUUUUUCUGUCCAAGAGAGAAGAAGUAUGCAUGUGGAGUCCGUGUCAAGCGUGCAACUGAAAAUGGAUAUUGGAAAACUACUGGAAAAGACAGGACUAUUUCGUGCAAUGAGAAAACUGUUGGAGCUGUUAAGACCUUGAUCUUCCACUUGGGGCAUGCCCCUAAAGGAGAAAGAACGGAUUGGGUUAUCCAUGAGUACAGAGUCGUUGAUAAUCAGUUGGCUGAAGCUGGAGUUCAGGAUAAUUAUGUUCUGUGUAAAGUCUUUAAGAAGAAUGGGCUAGGCCCAAAAAAUGGUGCACAAUACGGUGCCCCUUUUAAUGAAGCUGAUUGGACUGAUGAUGAUGACAAUGUUGCUGAAAACCAUGCCAUAUCAUUGGCAGCUGAAGGUCUUCCCCAAACUUCUGGGAUGCAGAAUGAAGAGCAAAGUUUGCCUCUUGGAAGUGGCUUGUUUGAUUCUGGAAAUGGACCACUGCCUAUACUUGAAGAUGGUCCAUCAUCUUCAGCUGUUGCUCCAAAUAGUAUGGUGGCUGCAGAUAAGACCAAUGAUGAGAUUGUUCAUAUGCUUGCAUCAUUUGCCGAUGAAGACAUGCUGCUUCCUGAUGGGAAUGGAUUUAGCCAGGAUGAUCUUGGUGGCAAUGGGAAUAACAGAUUGUUAACUUAUAAUGAGGGUUUGGAUAUCUAUAAUGGUCUUCAUGACCUGGAUAGUUGGACUGCAAUCAAUGAAGGCAUAUUUGAUUUUUCUGGAUCACAUAACGUUGACUACCCACUUAACAUGCUUCCUGAAGACAAUUCAACAUAUAUAGAACUUGAUGAUCUACUGCCUCCUUUGGAUUGCUCUAAUGGAGUUACUGGAACUCCAUUCUCAUCACUUUGUCGGUCAUCUGCAUCUUACGACCAUGAGAAUAUGGAGCAAUUACACUCUAGAACCAGGUUUGCUGGCAUGGAUGAUCAGAAUAUUUCAUAUGCAAAUGAGCUAGCUGUGCUGCCAAACACAUCUGAGGGUGAUAUUUCUUUGAAUGUGCUUCACAUGGUGGACUAUCCAUUCUACCAAGGUCCUAAUGCUUCAUAUAAUUUGGACUUCUCAUUUGGGCAACUGGAGAAUCCGGUCUGUUCCCCUCACAACAUGGAAAGAGGAUCACAUUUAGAAAACCUUUAUUCAAGAUUUAAGGAAUGCAUUCCAGCUCACUUACCUUCAGCUGCUGCUCUUUCUCCUUGUGGUGGCUCCUCCAUACAUAUCAAGGCUGAGGUGACUCACGGAGCUGGUGAAUGCACUAACGAAGCUUUGGCAGUUAUGAUGGGGGGGUCUAGCAGCUGUUGGUGCAACUUGCUUUUUUGGAAAAUUCAGCUAUGGGUUGUGGAAGAUCUCCUUGAUCUGGUAGAACUUGUCUCAAAUUUGAUUAUAAUUUGUUACUUAACUGAUACUGUGUCAUUGAGCUCUCAUUAUUAUAACUUCAAUAAAAAUUUAUCAUAUAUAUCCCAAAAACUGAAACUGGUAACUUGGUUAUUGUUUCUUACCCGUUUUUAUUUCAUUUGACCGCUGGUGUGUUAUUUAGCUGUUGAUUGAUAUAAGCUAAAACAUAUGGAAAAACUAAAACUUCUCUUUCUCCCAGUGAUACAUUAUUUGCUGUUAUUAUAGGUCAUAUUACCCCUCGAUUUUUGCUACUAUGUUGUUUUGGGCUUACCUUGAGUUUGCAGUUUUGGCAUUUUAUAGACUUUUUAAGCAUAACUAGGGCACUCCUUACUAGCUUCCUGUUUGAUAAAAAAAAGUGAAGUUGUAUAAGUUUAGUUGUGGCGAAGAAUAGAGGAUGCACGCCAAGAAACCUACACUUCUCUUAUUGUGGAUGUUUCUUUUCCUCUAGAACUAGAAUUCAUGUUUCUGAAAUUAUGUCUUUGCUAAUACAAAUUGACUGACAAACUUGCUGUGUAGAGACAGAUUGUGAAGUGUCAACUUUCUGUUGAACUUCUUCAAGUGCUGGUGAGAAUGGAAGUAUAGGAAAAUAUAUCUAAUAAUGCGUAGUAUGUUUUGUUCAUUGCCUUAUGGUUCGAGGGAAUGUGUGAAAAGCAUGUAGUAGUUGCCUUCCACUUUUCUCGUUUAUUGCAUUGCAUUAAAGAAAAAGUAUUGUUGGUGUGGUUUAGAAUUUGAUUUUGUGCCACUGUCAUCGUCGUUAACUUUUAACUGCACUUGCUUUGUGCCAGUCAUUGUUCAUUAUGCCAAUAUAUCUAUUUUGUUGUUAAUC
Molecule: messenger RNA, 2958 nt
Organism: Salvia miltiorrhiza (redroot sage)
Lineage: Eukaryota; Viridiplantae; Streptophyta; Magnoliopsida; Lamiales; Lamiaceae
Product: NAC domain-containing protein 82-like
Exons: 7
Coding region: 537-2255 (572 amino acids)
Biological process (GO): regulation of DNA-templated transcription
Molecular function (GO): DNA binding
Source: RefSeq, a predicted model, not a curated record